UAUUCCAGGACUGUGCGUUUAACAAACUGCAGUCUAAUUCAGCGCUCAGUCUCAUUCCAGGGAAACAUGAUGGUCUCUGGUCAUAAUAAGUGUAACCGCUGGUAUUUCAAGUUCAAUGGAAAUGAAUGCAGUGGACCAAUGACGAUUGAGGCUGCUGUUUUCAACUACUGGUUCUCUGGGAACGCUCAUCUGCUUCAUCAUCGGUCAUUUGAGGGGUACUGUGAAAACAUCACGCCAGGCGCAGUUAGAGUGGAAUUAUGGGUAGGAAAGUGUAGUGACCGAACCCUGGGUGAUGCUUACACUGGGUGGGGUUUAGUGCACCGGAUAAUGAUUGAAGAAGUAUCUAGGCCCCAGUCCUAA
Porites evermanni is the source of this 360-nucleotide messenger RNA. NCBI's taxonomy places the organism in Eukaryota, Metazoa, Cnidaria, Anthozoa, Scleractinia, Poritidae. The record is from the annotation of a GenBank genome assembly.